CGCAGACAGCAGCACGGCAGCGCCCGGGAUAACAUGAUUAGCUCUCUAUUAGGUCCGCUCCUGAGCACAACUAGAUGCAGUACAGGGAUCAUAGUGUGUCCAGAGAGAGGAGACACAGAGGAAAGAGUUGACGCCUCAGCUGCCACAUGGAUCUUCUCUGCUUCCUAUUGAUCUGCCUAAAGAAGUUACCCACUGACAGUUUUUUUCAUGCCCGUGCGUCUCUGGCACUGGAGAGGUUGUGUCACCGCUGGUUGCCCCAGAUGAACUGACAGCACUUUAAAUAAUUAGUGCUUACUCUUGUGGAGGCAGUGCACGAUGAAAGAGAGAAAUCCGGCUGGGAAAGCUUCAGAGGAGUGAUUCAGUUCCUGCCUUUCUCAGCCCUGCUCUGUCCUUCCUGGUGGAUGAUAUUUGUUAACCUCUUCUGAACCCAGGAAGUGGGCCAAUCUGCUCCAAUGGAGUUUAACAACGAGACCAACCUGACUCUUCCAAAGGUGGCCUCUUACAGCCUCCAGAUGUCCCUGCCGCUCACUGUGCUGGUGGGGCUCAUGAUCCUGCUGACAGUGUUUGGUAACGUGCUGGUGGUCAUAGCUGUGUUUACAAGCCGAGCCCUGAGGGCUCCGCAGAACUUAUUCUUGGUGUCUCUGGCAUCAGCGGACAUUUUGGUGGCUACCCUCGUGAUGCCAUUCUCCUUGGCCAAUGAGCUCAUGGGAUACUGGUACUUUGGCGAGGUGUGGUGUGAAAUAUAUCUGGCACUUGAUGUUCUUUUCUGCACCGCCUCCAUUGCCCACCUCUGUGCCAUCAGCUUAGACCGCUACUGGUCCAUCACGCAGGCCAUCGAGUACAACCUAAAGAGGACGCCGCGCCGAAUUAAGUGCAUCAUCUUCAUCGUGUGGGUCAUUGCAGCAGUUAUCUCUUUCCCGCCACUAAUCACCAUGGAGAAAGAAAACAACGAGAAGGACCGCGUGUGUAGGAUCAAUACUGAUAAGUGGUACGUCAUCUCCUCCUGCAUUGGCUCCUUCUUCCUCCCCUGUGUCAUCAUGGUGCUGGUCUACGUGCGAAUCUACCAGAUUGCUAAAAAGAGGACACGGGCCCCUCCAGGAGACAGGAAGCAGAAGGAGAUGCCAAAGACGCCCACCAUCGCUGCUGCCAACCCAAAGGAGAACGGCGUGGGUGCCGAUGACCGCCUCUGCCAUGAGAAACUGAAUGGCGAGCAGGACAUCGAGCUGAAGAAGGAAGUGGUGGAAGGAGAAGGAGGAGCAGAUGAGGAGAAAGGAGAGGUCAACGGGGUGGACAUUGAUGAGUCGUCGUCGUCUGACCACAAAGUGAACAAUCCCUGCUCAAUCAAAAAGAAAUCGGCCAAGGGGAAAACCAAACUGAGCCAAAUCAAACCGGGGGACAAUGACGUCCAAAGGCGGGCGCCGAGCACCAAAGGCAGCCGCUGGAAGGGCCGCCAGAACCGGGAAAAGCGAUUCACCUUCGUCCUUGCCGUGGUCAUUGGAGUGUUUGUCAUCUGUUGGUUUCCCUUUUUCUUCACGUACAUGCUAAUGACGUUGUGUGAGUCCUGCCCUGUACCCGACACCUUGUUCAAGUUCUUCUUCUGGUUCGGUUAUUGCAACAGUGCGCUGAACCCCAUCAUUUACACCAUCUUCAACAAUGACUUUAGGAGGUCAUUUAAAAAGAUACUGUGCAGGAGGGACACCAGAAGAUAUGUAUGACAGACUCCAUCUUCAUGUACAUACUUUUUUUUUCUACUGUUGUACAUAAAUUGUAAAGUACAUAGACCAUUGUGCAUGGAUCACUGGCUUGUGAAUGCUCUAGGUGUAACUGCUUGAAAAGGCUUUCCCAGGAUGAGCUUUACGUGCGGCAUCUUCUUUUCAGAACAUCCACCACCCACAGCCUCGACACCGACCACGAUCACACACAGAGAGGUCUGAACUGAACAGAACACCACAGUGAAACCAUGUUUUUAUUGUAAAUGUUAUUUUUAUUUUUAUAAAAGAAACAAACAUUGUGAAGUCCAUGAUAUGUGUUGUAAUUUACCACAGUAUGCUAUAUAAAAUAACCUGUCUGAAUAUUUGUCUCUAUUUUGAUUUUGGUGGUGAUGAUGAUGAUGAUGAUGAUGAU
Seriola dumerili (greater amberjack) is the source of this 2124-nucleotide messenger RNA. It is a transcript of the gene adra2a, whose product is annotated as adrenoceptor alpha 2A. Gene Ontology annotation, molecular function: adrenergic receptor activity. The transcript has 2 exons. Lineage: Eukaryota; Metazoa; Chordata; Actinopteri; Carangiformes; Carangidae. The record is from RefSeq and is a predicted model, not a curated record. The coding region runs from base 453 to 1715 and encodes 420 amino acids. Gene Ontology annotation, biological process: adenylate cyclase-activating adrenergic receptor signaling pathway. Gene Ontology annotation, cellular component: membrane.